This is a messenger RNA of Vavraia culicis subsp. floridensis, 450 nucleotides long. RefSeq lists its product as uncharacterized. NCBI's taxonomy places the organism in Eukaryota, Fungi, Microsporidia, Pleistophoridae. Bases 1 to 450 code for a protein of 149 amino acids. The record is from RefSeq and is a predicted model, not a curated record. The transcript has a single exon.
AUGUCGACAAUGCAAAAUGAAAGAGAGGUAUCUUACUCGAUCAUCGAAAUAACCUACAUCGAUGGACAAGAAAAAACAUUUAUCGAUCUCCUCGAUGAAAAAAUUAGUGCGAUAACGAGAGCAUCAAAGAUAUUGUUAGUGGUAAACAAGACUGAAAAUAGACAGCUUAUGCCAGCAAGUGAGUAUCAACACAACAACUUCACGUACAAACUGCAAUCUGCUCUUGGUGCUGAGAAGAACAGCGGAGAACCCGUUGUAUGGAUAGGAUGCAACAAGUUUCAAGUACCAGAAAUGAACGUAGUUAAUGAAAAAAAAUUGAAUGAAUACAUAUUUUUGAUUGGUGUAUACGAACAGAUGGAUGGUGCUGAGAGACAAGUUGCAAACGAAAAAAGCACCUUCAACACGAUAUCUGAGGAAGGGAAACAAAAGAGUCGCUAUAAAGGGUAUUAA